This is a messenger RNA of Glycine soja, 378 nucleotides long. RefSeq lists its product as uncharacterized. Bases 1 to 378 code for a protein of 125 amino acids. Lineage: Eukaryota; Viridiplantae; Streptophyta; Magnoliopsida; Fabales; Fabaceae. The transcript has a single exon. The record is from RefSeq and is a predicted model, not a curated record.
AUGGAUCCCAAUCUGAAACUCAAUCUUCAUGACGGAGACUUACUCCCUGAUCCAUCAAUGUACAAAAGAUUAAUUGGUAGAUUGCUUUAUUUGACCAUCUCACGACCUGAUAUCACCUUUGUUGUGAAUCGAUUAAGUCAAUAUAUGAAAGAACCUAGAGUUCCUCACCUACAUGUUGUUUAUCAUCUUCUACAGUAUAUCAAAUUUGCUCCUGGACAAGGUUUGUUUUUCCCUGCUCAGAACUCUCUCAACCUCACUGCCUUUGUUGAUGCUGAUUGGGCCAGCUGUGUUGAUACCAGAAGAUCCACUUCUGGCUUUUGUGUCUUUAUGGGAAACAACCUUCUUUCUUGGCAUUCUAAGAAACAACCCAUUGUUUGA